UAGAACUUAGACUUUUGCCUGGGCUGUGGCUGUGGAAAAUCAUUUUGAUUCAUGCUUGAUGUAUGAUGUUAACAUGUCGAGAACAAAGAAAUUACUAAGCAGACCUGAACUUCCAAGUCUUGAUGAAAUCACUAAAGACUUGGAAUCGGCGCCGAGCGAUGAUGUCGCGUUUACAUUCUUGAAGAAGGACAUUACCGGUACCAUGGGUACAGCUGGUGCUGCGCUUGGCCUUGGGAUUUCUCAUCUUCAGGAUUCCCAUUCAAAAUCAAGAGAUUUCAUCCCCUCCGGUGAAUCUUCAGCCAGGGUCGCACUGGAUACAUCCAAAUCUUUUGAGUCAGCUGCUAAAAGACCCCGACAGGAAUCCAGCAAAUCAGUGUCGUCUAGUGCAAGGAAAUCUGAAGAACAACUGCAGAAAAGCAAGGAAGAAAGGGAGAUCGAAGACUGCUAUCAGAAGGUCCUGAAGUUCUUGGAAAUGAACUCUUAUCUUAGAGACUCACAGGAGAAGAUGUCCCAGCAGUGCGCAGACUUACAAGAAUUAGGACAGACUGUCAAGGAUCAGAUUGAUUCCCUAAGAACUCGGCUUCACACUUCAUAGUAUGGUAUCUACUUGCCGCAACAGAAUCUUUAAGGCUUGGUCCCACUGCACUUACGGAUGCAGAGAGGAUGUAAAACGGAAAAGAAUCUUGCCAUCCGUUGGAAAACGUUAUAUCCGUUGUGUACUCUUUGCAUACAUGUUUCAUACACUCUAUAUCCAUCAAGCAUCUGCCAACUGUGAUUUCAUUGUUCGCCGAUUUUGUCCAUUUUCUGGAGGGGAUGAAAAUGGAUUGAGCCACACCAAUAUUUUGCUUGUGCGCUGUAUCCGUUACGAGUACAUUUUGUGUUCAUUGGCCAGUAGGACCAGGCCUUCACAUCUUCACUGACAUUCUGACAAUCAUAUGUUUACUAGAAAGACCUGAACUUUUUUCUACUGAUGCUGUAAACUUUCGCUUGUGAUUUUCAAAAACAGUUACAUCCAUAACACUGGUGAUAUAUUUCAGUGUAAAAAAAAUACAUAAAAGGAGUUUUUCUUUUUAAAGCAUGUAUUUUCAUUUUGUUGAGUUGAAAGUUCUUGCAGGGCACAAUGCUUUUGAAAAUUGAGAAAAUGAAAACCAUCAAAAUUUUUAGUAGAGCUCUGCUCUUUCAACCUAAAAUGUCUGUAUGUGAAGUACACUCUAUAGACUAAUGUUCCACUGCUUUAUUUUCUGAUUCCAGUCAUUGAAGCUGGUCAAGUUGUUACUAUCAACGUCAAAUAGAUGUCAUGAUUUCAAUUGCCUAUAACAGCUGCAAAUAACCUUUUUUUUAUGGACAGCCAGGUGAUUAGAUCUUUGUUUUUUUAGCUGAGUUUUCACUCUAUAGUGCAUACAUGUACAUACAUUCAUGUAUCAUCCUUAACUUUUGAUCUGUGAUGUAAACAGGUAGUCAAAAAUUGUGACUGGUACUGUACCAACCAGUAUUAAAGCUAACUACCAAUAAUUGGUGGAAGUACUAUAUGAUAUUGAGUAUAGAUAAUUCAAUUACAUGUGGGACAGGCCUAAUUUACACUGUUCACUAAUAAAACCAAAUUUGAUUGAUCGUAAAAAAUCAAAAGUCAAACAUAGACCUUAUUGUAUUGUAGGGUCUUCUCCGCCUAUCCCCCAUGGUCUAACCCAUUUUAUUUACAAGUUAUUGCCAUAAUCAUGUCAUUUUGCCCGUGUAUCAUGUAAUUGUUUUUUUCUUAUCCACAUGGUUGAGCUUAAGGCUGAAA
Molecule: messenger RNA, 1783 nt
Organism: Lytechinus variegatus (green sea urchin)
Lineage: Eukaryota; Metazoa; Echinodermata; Echinoidea; Temnopleuroida; Toxopneustidae
Exons: 2
Coding region: 59-595 (178 amino acids)
Source: RefSeq, a predicted model, not a curated record